AUGGAUUUUAGUUUGAUCCGGUUCCACAAGUACAAGUCAAGUGACAUCACACUUGGUCUUAAAAAGAUCACGCCACGUCAUCAGUCCAAAUAUUCGCCAGACCAGUUAUAUAACAGACAAAAUCCAGCUAACAACGACGACACACUCUUCUUCUCUCUCAAUCUGACGCCGUCGCUGUCACCGAGAAACGAGUGUCGUCAUCUAACAAUGAUCCCUUAUGCAACCAUCGAAGAGGCAGAAACCUCACGAGACUCGAGACAGUUUGGUUCGAAUACUCCGCCACAAGGCUGGUUCGAUCGGUACAACAUUCAGCCUAAGGUCAAGAACUCAUUCUCCGAUCAUGUUUCGUUGUUACAGAGACGUCAUGAAGAUGUUCAUCCUCGUCGUUGCCCCCUUACAACUCGUUUCUUAUCCUUCGAUCCAGGUAAUAAAGGGUGGGUGUUGUUUUUAUUGCAUCGAGAUUUGUCUGAUGAAUCUCGAACCUUAUGGUUGUGGAUAGCUUUACGCCAAAUUGAAGCCAUUGAAUCUCUUCUUGAUACAACAUAUGAUUUUCCAUGGACUCUGACAAAUUACAUUCCAUUCUAUGGUGGAGCUGAGUAUCAUGACUACCAUCAUUACGUUGGAGGACAAAGCCAGAGUAACUUUGCUUCAGUUUUCACUUACUGCGAUUACAUCUAUGGAACUGACAAAGGUUACAGAUUACAAAAGAAGCUUCUUCAACAGAUUAAGGAGGAUUCCAAGAAGAGCAACAAGCAGAAUGGAGAAGAGAAAUUGGAUUAGUAAACCUGAAACUCCUCACAUUGGUUCUGGUUUCUACAAGGUGAUAAAAGCAGAAGCAGCUUAUAGGUGAUAAGUACAAUCUAAGCAAGACUCACAAAAUAAAGGGUACUUUAGUUUUUUUUUUUAAUUCGCCUUUCUCCUUUUUUUUUUCAUUGUUUGACUUUAUAUUUUGAAUCCGUGAUCUGAAACUCUAGUGUUAUCCAUAGAUUUUAGCUGUAAAAGAGCAUUCUUCAUUUGGGUAAAGCAAUGUUGAUUUAGAACAGUUCAAUAGAGUGUAAGAUACUAAGAUCAGUAAAGUAGUUAAGGGUAUUUUAGUGUACACUAAACUACAAUUAAAAGCCCGUCUAGCUCAGUUGGUAGAGCGCAAGGCUCUUAACCUUGUGGUCGUGGGUUCGAGCCCCACGGUGGGCGUUUCUUUUACAUUACAAGAAUCAGCAGGUUACAUUACAAGAAUCAGCAGGUUAUUUUUGUAGCAUAAAUUAAAAUUACCCACUUUUGUAACGGGUAAAUAAAGCUACGUACUCUCUGUUUUCUCUUUGAUUUUUCGUUCCAUUACUUUAUAUGAGCGGCUUUGAUUUUGGGUUACGUAAAUAAAUUAAAAGCGCUGGAUGAAUAUUAUAUAUAAAUUAUUUUUAUGUAUUAUAUGUUUUUACAUAUUAUAUAUUAUGAAAUAAUAAAUAUAUAUUGAAUAAUUAAAAUUUUAGUAACUAGUACGUAUAUAGUUAAAUAGGUGUAAAUCUAGAUUGCACGGAAGCUUCAUCGGACGUCCGCUUCCCACUUCGGAACCGGAAUCGGAAUCAGAACCUUGUGGAAGCUUACAGAAUCUCGCUUCCAAAAGGCUUCUAAAAUAUUUUCUUUAAAAACACGUUGGAAGCUUACAAUUCCGUUUUGGAAUCAUGCUUCCACAUUUUUUUAAGAACACGAUGUCAUAAAUCAAAACAAAAAAAAUUAAAAUUCAUAGUUUUCAUUUAUAUAAAAUCUAAAUUUUAAUAGUAAUGAAAUAGAGAGAAUUAAAAUAUAUAAAUAUUUAAACUAAUACUAUCAAGUAUCUUUAUGCAUAGAGGUUUUUAUUAAAGAUAUAUCAUAGAUUCAAAUAUAUUGUGUCAAUUAUUUCUGAAGUAUUAAAAAUAAUUAAUAUAAUGAUUUUUUUUAAACUUAAUUUAUGUGUAUUUUCACAGUU
Messenger RNA from Brassica napus (rape), 1960 nucleotides. RefSeq lists its product as uncharacterized. The transcript has 5 exons. The record is from RefSeq and is a predicted model, not a curated record. Lineage: Eukaryota; Viridiplantae; Streptophyta; Magnoliopsida; Brassicales; Brassicaceae. Bases 1 to 780 code for a protein of 259 amino acids. Gene Ontology annotation, molecular function: C-4 methylsterol oxidase activity. Gene Ontology annotation, biological process: sterol biosynthetic process.